This is a messenger RNA of Naegleria fowleri, 1794 nucleotides long. RefSeq lists its product as uncharacterized. Bases 1 to 1794 code for a protein of 597 amino acids. Gene Ontology annotation, molecular function: nuclear import signal receptor activity; protein binding. NCBI's taxonomy places the organism in Eukaryota, Heterolobosea, Eutetramitea, Acrasida, Naegleriidae. The transcript has 4 exons. Gene Ontology annotation, cellular component: cytoplasm; nucleus. The record is from RefSeq and is a predicted model, not a curated record. Gene Ontology annotation, biological process: NLS-bearing protein import into nucleus.
AUGGCACCACCUCCUUCUGUCCAACGAAAAAGCGAGCAGCAAGCAACUCUGCUCAGACAACGUAUGCAGAAGGUUCAAACGAGAGAACGAAUUUUGGCAAACAUCAGACAAGAGCAUUGUGCCAGAAAAGUGAAUCCCGUAUGGGCCGAAUCAAAACCUUCUUCUCCAACUAUUAAUAUGGUUAGCACAACAACUAACAAGGAGGAAAAUACUGAAACUGUAAUGCACUGUGCUCUCAAUAAUACACGUAAUUUUGUGAAACAAUAUUCUGCUCACAAUAGAGUUACACCCGAUAAGAGAAGAAAGAGAGCUCCAGUGUCAAAUCAAGUUCGUGAUUUAUCUGUUUUGGUGGCUAGCUUGGACUUGGAGUGGAAUAACUUCCAAACAGUACUCGAAUCUACCACACGUUUUAGACGAUUGUUGUCAAUUGAGAGAAAUCCUCCAAUUGAUGAAGUAAUUAUUUCAGGUGCUGUACCAUAUUUUGUGCAAUUCUUAGACAUUGCAGAAAUUCAAAAGUAUUAUAAUUGUGAUUUUGGGGACUCACCUAAACCACCUGGUUUUAAAGAAGGGGCUUUUGAUGAAAGCAAGAGAACUAUCAGUGCCUCUCAAAUACAUCAAUUACAGUUUGAAGCUACAUGGGCAAUCACAAAUAUUGCCUCAGGCACUUCUGAACACACACGUUACGUUGUUGAGUUAGAUUGUGUACCAAAGAUUAUUAAUUUAUUAUCAAGCGAAAACGAUGAUGUGAGACAACAAAGUGUAUGGGCUCUUGGCAACAUUGCAGGCGAUUCUGCAGCAUUGAGAGAUUUGGUUUUGACAAAGGGAGCAAUGACAAAAGUACUCAAAUUGAUUAACUCUGAAAACAGCGCUCGUGUGAAGCGAGAUGCAACUUGGACUCUUUCUAACUUGUUCAGAGGUAAACCUGUACCAGAAUGGAGCUUGGUGUGUGAGGCAAUUCCAACAUUGACCCAACUUCUCUAUUCUUCAGAUGAAGAAAUUCUUGUUGACACUUGCUGGGCAGUAUCAUAUGCAUCUGACGGACCAUGUGACCGAAUCCAGGCUAUCAUCGACAACAAUGCUGUUCCAAGACUUGUAGAAUUAUUAUCUCAUCCAAGCAGCAAUGUUCAAACACCAGCACUCCGAGCGAUCGGAAACAUUGCAACAGGUGACGAUCUUCAAACACAAACUGUGUUAUCCUGUGGCCUUUUGCAAAACCUACCACCUCUCCUUAAUCAUGCAAAGAAAUCAAUUAGAAAAGAAGUGAUGUGGACCAUUUCAAACAUUACUGCUGGUACCAAACAACAAAUUCAAGCUGUUAUCGAUGCAAACCUUAUUCCUAUCAUUAUUGAAAAGGUCAAAACUGAAGUUUUUGAGGUAAAGAAGGAAGGUUUUUGGGCACUAGCAAAUACUUGUGAGGGAGGAUCAGGUGAACAAAUUGAGUACGUUGUUCAGGCAGGAGUCAUUGAGCCAUUUUGUGAGGCUCUUUCUUUGACAGAUGCCAAGAUCUUAAUGGUUGUAUUGGAAGGUUUAUCUGCCAUUCUCAAAUAUUAUCAAACCUCUGAUAAACUCGCUGUGGUCACUGCUACCAUAGAAGAAUGUGGCGGCUUAGACUUGAUUGAAAAAUUGCAGACACACCCCAACAAUGAUAUUUACGAAAAAGCUUUGGAAAUUCUGGAAACAUACUUUCCUUCAGAAGACGAUGAAGAGUCGAAAACAGAUAAUAAUGUUGCUCCAGCGCCAGCCUUCUCAUUUGGAAGUUCUAAUCCAAGUGGAAAUGGAGGUUUUACAUUUUAA